Messenger RNA from Dichomitus squalens LYAD-421 SS1, 765 nucleotides. RefSeq lists its product as uncharacterized. The record is from RefSeq and is a predicted model, not a curated record. The annotation marks the transcript as partial. The transcript is spliced from 2 exons. Lineage: Eukaryota; Fungi; Basidiomycota; Agaricomycetes; Polyporales; Polyporaceae.
AAGAAACCGGCGUCGUUCGCAAUGUGCUCAACCACAUGUCGCUUGGUAAUUAUACUGGCCUCGCGACCAGGAUUGACAUCGACGAUUUGAAGCGUCUCUGCUGGUUAUGGGAAUGGGAUGGGAAGGCAUUAUCGUCCAAGUCAGGCAACACCACAGGGAAGGGGAAAGCCAAGGACGACGGUGAAGAAGAUAACCCGUUCUUGGAUGAUGCGAAACCCGCCGCAAAAGUUCCUGCCAAGGACUGGACCAGAGGAGGGAUGGGCAUCGUGAUCACCCAGGCGACUCACCAUCAGAAGUCCAAGGCGAACAGGGUCCCGGCGUACGGGAUCGGCAUCGAGAUUGAAAUGGAUAUUGACAAGGACAUGAGGGGCGGUAUGGCGGCCGUAGCACGCUGGGCAGCCGGGAGCGCUACUCGAGGACGAGAAGUCCUGGCCAAGCUGCAGCAGUGGGUGAAGCUGCAUGCGCAGGAGGAAUCAAUACCCCCGAUCCCCAUUGCCGACCUACCUCCCCUACCUGCAGUUCAGAAGCCGUCAACCCUGACGCGUCUUUUGGCCUCCUCGUCCCCAAAGUCCCCUUCUGCGUCUUCCAUUCUUGCUGCGCCUCAGCCGCCUGGCUCGCCCACGCGCGGAGCAUCCAGGUCGCCCUCCAAAUCCCCAAACAAGAAAGCUUCCGACUUCGCCGUUCCAUUCCCUUCCACACCUUCUAGCCGGUUGGCCACGCCUUCUACGAACCGCAUUCUCAAAACGCCUUCCACGGAUCGCAUCU